Messenger RNA from Diaporthe batatas, 1569 nucleotides. RefSeq lists its product as uncharacterized. The transcript has 2 exons. The coding region runs from base 556 to 1515 and encodes 319 amino acids. Gene Ontology annotation, molecular function: arabinan endo-1,5-alpha-L-arabinosidase activity. The record is from RefSeq and is a predicted model, not a curated record. NCBI's taxonomy places the organism in Eukaryota, Fungi, Ascomycota, Sordariomycetes, Diaporthales, Diaporthaceae. Gene Ontology annotation, biological process: carbohydrate metabolic process.
UAAGCUUUGUCUUCUCUGGACAUAUGAAUAAGAAAUACCAAUGCCAAUGUGUCUUCUCAAUCACUCUGGUUGUAUUCAGCUCACUUCACUCUCCAACCAGCCCGAGUCUCGGUCUCCAGAGAGUCGGCACUCUUCCGAAGCUCAGAUGCGGAACCUCCCCUCCGCUGACCAGUGUCGCGAUUUCUGAACGGGGCACGCUUCCAGGGUCGCGAGCCGGGCCAAGACGGACACCUUUGUAAAUAUUCCGUGGCGCGCUUAGAAACGACAAAGUUGCCCGAAUCGUGCACUGGGUCCUGAAUUUGAAUGACAACAGAAAAUACCAAGUACAUAUGUACCUAGGUAUUCACAAAUGCUGAAUUAUAAGACCAUGGAGCCGAGACCGUCUCAGAUAUUGCGUGUUCUGUGCUUACCGCCAGGUCCAGAUUUUCUCAUUAUUAUCGCCUCUUGAUAAACUCGCUCGGGUAGCCAGUUCUCGCCCAGUGCCGGCAGCAAGACCAGCCACACGCAUCUGUUCCGGUACGCGGACCCACGAGCCACCGCAGAUCCUCUUUCAAGAUGGCACCCAUGUGGAAGCGCCUCGUCAGCGGCGUUUUGGCCGUGGCAUCUGUUGCCACGGGCGUGAGCGCGCAGUAUCCCAACCCGGGCCCGGUCUCCGGCGCAACCACCGUUCACGACCCGUCCGUUAUCAAGAGCUCAUCCGGUACCUAUAUUAUGGCACACACUGGAGACAAUGUAGCGCUGAAGACCUCUACCGAUCGAACCGUAUGGCGCGAGGCAGGAGCCGUAUUCCCCAACGGGGCAUCCUGGACUACUCCAUACACGAACGGCGACAAGAACCUCUGGGCCCCAGAUAUCUCAUUCCACAACAACCAGUAUUAUCUUUAUUACAGCGCCUCGAGCUUUGGCUCGCGAAAGUCCGCAAUCUUCCUGGCCACGAGCCCCACUGCCGCCUCGGGAUCGUGGACCAACCAGGGCUUGGUGAUCGAGUCCUCUGAUUCGGUCGACUACAACGCCAUUGACCCCAACCUCGUCGUCGACGCCUCAGGCAACUGGUGGCUGUCCUUCGGCUCAUUCUGGACGGGCAUCAAGAUGAUCUCCAUCAACCCCAGCACGGGCAAGCGCUCCGGGACGAACCUCAUCUCCCUCUCACGCCGCAGCACCAACGUCGACGGCGCCGUCGAGGCGCCCUACAUUACGCGCCGCGGCAACUACUACUACCUGUGGGUGUCGUUCGACAGGUGCUGCGCGGGUGCUUCCAGCACGUACCGUACCAUGGUCGGCCGGUCUACCAGCAUCACAGGUCCGUAUGUGGACAAGAGCGGUGUGAGCAUGGCCAACGGUGGCGGCACUGAGGUCAUGGCGAGCCACGGCUCGAUCCACGGGCCUGGCCACCCGUCUGUUUUUACGGACGCGGAUUCUGAUGUGUUUGUUUACCACUAUUACAACAAUGCGGGCACUGCGCUGCUGGGCAUCAACCUGAUUCGAUGGGAAUCGGACUGGCCGGUGAUCUACUGAGGGUGCUGUAGAUUUGGAUGUCGAUGACGGAAUGGGAGCAUGGACACGACUGGC